AGCUUGCAUACGAAAAAUGUUCCACGAAACGAACAUUAGAAGAUUAUCCUUACCUCGAAAUUGGAAAACAACUCUGUCAUCCACAUUAUUGCAAAAUCGUAGAGCCAAGUAGAAACAAACGAGCGCAUAAAUCAAAAAAAGCAAAAACAGCGGAUUUUUAA
Dentiscutata heterogama is the source of this 161-nucleotide messenger RNA. NCBI's taxonomy places the organism in Eukaryota, Fungi, Glomeromycota, Glomeromycetes, Diversisporales, Gigasporaceae. The record is from the annotation of a GenBank genome assembly.